Octodon degus (degu) is the source of this 1273-nucleotide messenger RNA. It is a transcript of the gene Nucb2, whose product is annotated as nucleobindin 2. Lineage: Eukaryota; Metazoa; Chordata; Mammalia; Rodentia; Octodontidae. The coding region runs from base 56 to 1273 and encodes 405 amino acids. The record is from RefSeq and is a predicted model, not a curated record. The transcript has 11 exons. Gene Ontology annotation, molecular function: calcium ion binding. Gene Ontology annotation, cellular component: extracellular exosome; endoplasmic reticulum-Golgi intermediate compartment.
UGGGUCUCAGUUUCCUCAUCUGUAAAAGAAGAUAAAAUUUUUUUCCUGUCUGAAGAUGAGGUGGAGGACCAUUCUACUAUGGUAUGGUUUUCUCUUGGUCACGUGUCUACUUGCUGCUGUUCAGGCAGUGCCUAUAGACAUCGACAAGACAAAAGUACAAAACACCGAACCUGUGGAAAGUGCAAAGAUAGAACCACCAGAUACUGGACUUUAUUAUGAUGAAUAUCUCAAGCAAGUUAUUGAUGUUCUGGAAACAGAUAAACAUUUCAGAGAAAAGCUUCAGAAAGCAGACAUAGAGGAAAUAAAGAGUGGGAGGCUAAGCAAAGAGCUGGACUUAGUAAGUCACCAUGUGAGGACAAAACUUGAUGAACUGAAAAGGCAAGAAGUUGGAAGGCUAAGAAUGCUAAUUAAAGCUAAAUUGGAUUCGCUGCAAGAUAUAGGCAUGGACCACCAAGCUCUGCUAAAGCAAUUUGAUCACCUAAACCAUAUGAAUCCUGACAAGUUUGAGUCUACAGAUUUAGAUAUGCUAAUCAAGGCGGCAACAAAUGAUUUGGAGCAGUAUGACAAGACUCGACAUGAAGAAUUUAAAAAAUAUGAAAUGAUGAAGGAACAUGAACGGAGAGAAUAUUUAAAAACAUUAGAUGAAGAAAAGAGAAAAGAAGAAGAAUCUAAAUUUGAAGAAAUGAAGAAAAAGCAUGAAAAUCAUCCCAAAGUUAAUCAUCCAGGAAGCAAAGAUCAACUAAAAGAGGUAUGGGAAGAGGCUGAUGGAUUGGACCCUAAUGACUUUGACCCCAAGACAUUUUUCAAAUUACAUGAUGUCAAUGGUGAUGGAUUCCUGGAUGAGCAAGAAUUAGAAGCCCUGUUUACUAAGGAGUUGGAGAAAGUGUAUGAUGCCCAGAAUGAAGAGGAUGAUAUGGUGGAAAUGGAGGAAGAAAGGCUUAGAAUGAGGGAACAUGUCAUGAAUGAGGUUGAUACAAACAAAGAUCGAUUGGUGACUCUGGAAGAAUUUUUGAAAGCUACAGAGAAAAAGGAAUUCUUGGAGCCAGAUAGCUGGGAGGUAAUAAAACCUACUUUAAAUGGUUUUAUGGAAGUGGUGAUGCAAGGAGGGAAGCAUAUGGUAUUGCUGAACAACAAUGUCACCAUCUGCAAAGUCCCUGGCUUCCCAUUGCUGGACUCCAGUACUGUGGGCAUUAGGUGGUAUCUGCAGGAUCACAGAUCUGAAGCAGAAAACAAGGUGUUUGAGUUAUAUGGUGAUAGUAAACAUGUCAGGUGA